This is a messenger RNA of Magallana angulata, 1711 nucleotides long. Its product is annotated as cysteinyl leukotriene receptor 1-like. The coding region runs from base 467 to 1498 and encodes 343 amino acids. Gene Ontology annotation, cellular component: plasma membrane. The record is from RefSeq and is a predicted model, not a curated record. Gene Ontology annotation, biological process: G protein-coupled receptor signaling pathway. NCBI's taxonomy places the organism in Eukaryota, Metazoa, Mollusca, Bivalvia, Ostreida, Ostreidae. Gene Ontology annotation, molecular function: G protein-coupled receptor activity. The transcript is spliced from 3 exons.
AUAUUCGCAGUGACUGAGAUUCUGAGCUAUCGGUUCGAAACAGCUUUAAUACUUUUAUACACAGAGAACAGGCGAUGGGUCGUUAAAUAGUUCAGUGUAGAACGCCGGAUAGUAUUCUCUCAGAAUCAGACUGCAUGGCCAAAGAUUUACAUCGUUACAAGAAUUGGUUGGCUAUUCCCACUAAUUGGUUUCUUCAUCAUACGGCAGGUUUUCAUGUAAACGAUUUUUUUUCUCUCUCUCUUCUUUCUUCUUCUUCUUCCGAGGUGUGUAAGUAAGUGUAUCUAUUCGCGCUUCGGACAGAUGUGUAUUGAUGAGACUUGUGUGGGGGUUUAACCAGAUAAAACCACGAUAUGGAUACACCAUAGAAGUGAACGCGGAAAUAUUCUGGGGAAUCAUUCAUUUGGUCAACAUUUGAGCAUCAGUUUCUCUCUGAUUAAAAGAUCGUCUUCUCAAAGUGACGCUAAAAAUGAACUGGAACAACACAAGCAAUCUGACAUCUGAUUACAAUCCGCCAAUGUGGGGAUUCUGGGCAAAACAAAUUGGUACACCAAUCAUCACUGCGGUAGGAUUAACCGGAAACACUUUGUCCUUCCUGGUAAUGGGAUGCUCACAGAGGCUGCGCAAACGUUCAUAUAGUCAGUUUCUUUGCUUGCUGGCCAUUUUUGACAGCCUGAAUCUCAUCAUAAAUGAGAUCGACCUUAUCGACGAAAUGAUAAUCUACAAGUCUGGACCCAGCUAUGGUGUCUUCAGUGAUUUUUCGGACGGAUUGUGCAAGUUCUAUAAUUUCAUCAAAUACGUGUUGCUUCUUUUAUCAUCAUGGCUAAUCGUUUGUUUAUCCUUGGAGCGGGUCAUUGCCGUGUGUUUCCCCUUCAGAAAGAAACUGAUUCGUAAACGACACAACGUGGUCGUUCUUGUUUCCCUGAUGUUUGUCGUUUUAUCCUUGACCCAGAUUUUCCGAGUUCUAUUUAUAGAAAAUGUGGACGGAGUUUGCACGGUGGGGCGGGAAAACUUAACACUGUAUGUAUAUCUCCAUCAUUACGCCUAUCAUCUAGCGUUACUAUUUGGUCUGCCAUGUGUAAUAGUUUUGACAUGUAAUCUCGGCGUCAUUUAUCAAAUUUACGUCAUCAGAAAAGAGGCGGGAAAUGAUCGCCCGCGCUCGCUCGACAGCACGCGGAAGGCUACCACCAUGCUGCUACUAAUUGGCUUUGUGUUCGUGGUAACCAUGUUUCCACAAUUUGUGUGCACUAGCAUUAUUUUAUACUACUCCGAUGGUGACAGAAUUCACGUCGGUAGGUUCAUACUAAUGGACAUGAAACCAUAUCUGGAAGUACUAAGUGUUGUGAGCUAUUCUAAUUACUGCAUCAACUUUUUCAUCUACGUCAUGUGUGGGAAGUCAUUCCGAAGAGAACUGAGGCGUAUAUUUAAGCGCAGCCGACACGGGAGUUUCUUUGGCGGCACGCGGACCAGGACCAAAGAGGAAGUGAUGCGGUUGCAGUAAAUCAGAACUUAAUACAGCAGUUAAAGACCAAAACUUCCUUUCCUUUCGUGUUGCCUUGUUGAACGAUUUUUUUCAUCACCGAGUGUCGGAUACGUAUUUAGAUGUCACGACGGAUAUUUGAAGAAUAAGACUAAUUAAUAAGAUUUUGUGCUUGUUAUUAUUAGGAAUUUGUUCAUCGUAUGUCAAAAAAGUAAAAAAAGUUGACAUACUUAU